Malania oleifera is the source of this 3357-nucleotide messenger RNA. Its product is annotated as cysteine-rich receptor-like protein kinase 34. The record is from RefSeq and is a predicted model, not a curated record. NCBI's taxonomy places the organism in Eukaryota, Viridiplantae, Streptophyta, Magnoliopsida, Santalales, Ximeniaceae. Gene Ontology annotation, biological process: carbohydrate metabolic process; protein phosphorylation. Gene Ontology annotation, molecular function: chitin binding; ATP binding; protein kinase activity. The transcript is spliced from 9 exons. The coding region runs from base 853 to 3141 and encodes 762 amino acids.
UCCCGAAUGCUCACGUGCCCUUAUAUCAGUCUGAGAAGAAAGCUUCAGAGCCCAUUGGAACGUAAUAAUCAACGCAGGCCCUUCUUGUCUUCUGAUAAGCUGUAGAGCAAGAAUUUUUCCCUUUCUUGUUCAACAAGAUGCAGGAGGAAGUGGGAACUGGAUUUUUCUUCCAUUUUCACACGAGGAAAACAGUGUCUAUUCGAUGGGUCUUGUGAUUUUGCUGCCAGGUUGGGGGGUUGUGUCAAUCUUUUGUGCUUGCUCCUGCAGUUGGCUGGGCGUGUAGUUUGCCGAUUGUGAUGUGCCGGUACAUGUAACUUCAUUUGUUUCUCAUGCAGGAAAGUGCUCGACAUUUUUUCUCUGAAGGACUUUUUGGAUUGAUGUGUGUGCUUUCGGGCAUUUUGGUGUACUGUUUGGGGAACAUGGAGGUCUUUAGUUUCAAAUCUCUUUGUAGUUUGCUUUGAAAAGAGAUUGUGCAUUUGUUCGAACACAGAUUUUGGAAAAGGGGAGGCCAGGGGUUGUGUAGUAGCCCAAUUUUUAGUUGGUAUCUGGUUUCCAACUGCAUCUGUUAUGAUGUGAAUUCAGAAUUCCGCCUUUUAAGUUGGUGGUUCUUGAUAUAUAUAGGCAAGUUCUUACCUAUGGUUUUGCAGCCUGAACCUUAGUUUUUGGGUGUUUUCUAAUUUUCUUGAGAGGCUGCAAGGGGUGUUGUUUCAUGCUUUUGUUGCUGGAGAGCUAGUUCUCUUGCUUCUAGUUUUAGGUUUUCUAUUUUGGUUGGUAAAAAAUGGAAUAAGACAGUUUACAUGAGUAAAUUGCUCCAUUUUGCAGGAAAAAAAAAUGCAAUAGAUACAUUACCGCAUGCCAAGCAUGGUCUACCUUUCUUCAGCAGUGUUCAAAAUUAUCGCCCUUAUUAUUUUCGUUCUCUGUUUGGAACUGCACUUUGGAAAUGCACAAGCCUGGAUAAGAGCAGGUUACUGGUAUUCUGGAUUUGGAUCUCUGGUUUCCGACAUAAAUUCAUCUCUCUUUACUCACCUCAUUUGUGCUUAUAUUGAUCUCAACUCUUCCACCUACCAGCUGUCCAUUCGCUCCUCCAAUGAAAAUUAUAUCUCUACUUUCACUGAAGUCGUUAAGCAAAAGAAUCCAUCAAUUACAACUCUGCUAGCCAUCUGGGGUGGAGAAAUUAACUCUUCUUCGGCCUUUUCUUCAAUGAUCAGCCACCCUUCUCACAGAAAGGCUUUCAUUGAAUCUUCCAUUAAAACAGCUAGGCUUUAUGGGUUUCAUGGUUUAGAUAUUUCUGGGUUUGCGCCAUCCACAGCCUCCAACAUGACUGAUUUGGGAACCCUCCUUGAUGAGUGGCGAGCUGCUGUAAAACUUGAAUCGUCAAACUCUAGCAAGCCACAACUGAUACUGACAAUGACCGCUCACUACCUGCCAACUUAUAAGUCUGGGAAUUAUCCAGUGGCCUCCUUGCGGAGGAAUUUGGAUUGGGUGAUAAUUAAGGCAGUUAACUAUCAUGGACCUUGGGAUAGUUUCACAGCACCUCCUGCUGCGUUAUAUGACCCUUCCGGCAAUGUUAGCACUGAUAUUUGUAUAAAAGAAUGGAUUAGUAGAGGGCUACCUGCAAACAAGCUGGUUCUGGCAUUAUAUUAUUUUGGUUCUGCAUGGACGCUUAUGAACCCUAAAGACAAUGGUAUUGGGGCGCCUGCAUCAGGAGUUCCAGCAAUUACACAAGAUGGAUAUGUCGGCUAUAAAGACAUCAAGCAGUUCAUUCAAAAUUACAGAGCCACGUUGGUGUACAAUUCAACCUAUGUGGUAAACUACUGCACCCAAGGAUCAAUUUGGAUUGCUUUUGAUGAUGUUGAAGCCAUCAAAACUAAGGUCUCCUACGCAAGAGAGAAGGGGCUACUUGGCUACAUUAUGUUUGAAAUCUCCCAAGAUUAUAAUUGGGUGCUGUCUAAGGCUGCAGCUCAAGAAGACAAUAAAGAUUGGAAAAAGAAGCUGCAGUGGUGGUUGAUUAUUUUGCUACCAAUUGUUACUAUUACCCUUAUACUAGGCUUUGCCAAGUGUUAUGUACAACGAUUGAAAGGCAUGAUGAGCAGAAAAAAGUUUAAUAACAAUGAUCCUAAUCUGCAAGUUUUCUGUUGUACUGACAUUAAAGCUGCUACAGAUAACUUCUCAAGUGAAAAUAAGCUAGGAGAGGGUGGAUUUGGACCUGUCUACAAGGGCAAAUUACGUUCUGGACAAGAAAUAGCAGUAAAGAGGCUUUCAAAAACUUCUAAGCAAGGACAGAAUGAGUUUGAAAACGAAGUUACUCUCAUCGCAAAGCUACAGCAUGUAAAUUUAGUAAGACUUCUAGGAUUUUGUAGCAAAGGGAAAGAAAAGAUGCUGAUUUAUGAGUACAUGCCAAACAAAAGCUUGGACUUCUACAUCUUUGAUCCAAUUGCACAGUCAUUAUUAAAUUGGAACAUGCGCGUUCACAUCAUUGAAGGGGUUAUUCAAGGGCUUCUAUACCUCCAAGAAUACUCCAGAUUAACAAUACUUCACAGAGAUUUGAAAGCGAGCAACAUUUUACUCGACAACGAGAUGAGGCCUAAGAUAUCAGAUUUUGGUAUGGCUAGGAUUUUUGAGAAAGAUGAACACGAAAAAAACUCAAGCCAGAUAGUUGGGACAUAUGGUUAUGUUCCCCCAGAAUGUGUGAAAAAUGGUAUUUAUUCCGUGAAGUCCGAUGUCUAUAGCUUUGGAGUUUUGCUGUUGCAAAUCAUUAGUGGCAGGAGAAAUGACUGUACCUAUGGUACCGGUGAAAAUCUAAACCUCACAGAACAUGCAUAUGAGUUGUGGAAAGCUGGUAAAGGUAUGGAGUUCAUGGAUCCCUCACUGGAUGAUGCUUCAUCAACAUGUAAACUGAUGAGGUGCAUGCAGGUCGCUCUGCUGUGUCUUCAGGAAAAGCCAGAGAAUAGACCAUCAAUGUUGGAAGUCUACUCAAUGCUUAAAAAUGAAGCUGCAGUUAUUGCUAUUCCUAGAAGGCCGGCUUUCUCAGUAAAAAUAAACUCGAUAAAAAUAGAUAAAUAUGGGGAAAAUAGAGCUGGAUUGCAGCAAGAAAUAGUUUCAAUCAAUGAUGCCACAUUUUCUGAAGUGGUACCACGAUGACAUUGCUACUUUUGGUGAGACAUAGUAUAUCGAGCCAUAUGGUAAAGCUCUUCUUGACAUCUAAGCAUGUUCCAAUUGAAUUGUAGAUAACACGAUACCACGAUUAAUUCUUUUUUUCUUUUUUGUUUAAUUCCAAUUGGUGUACUCUCUGUUUAUCUGAAAAAUUAGUAUUAACAUAAUACUUUCUUCAAUAAAGAAGUUUAUGAUCAUAUGUCA